Gigantopelta aegis is the source of this 1330-nucleotide messenger RNA. RefSeq names its product deoxyuridine 5'-triphosphate nucleotidohydrolase-like. Gene Ontology annotation, molecular function: dUTP diphosphatase activity; magnesium ion binding. Bases 146 to 976 code for a protein of 276 amino acids. Gene Ontology annotation, biological process: dUTP catabolic process; dUMP biosynthetic process. The transcript has 8 exons. The record is from RefSeq and is a predicted model, not a curated record. Lineage: Eukaryota; Metazoa; Mollusca; Gastropoda; Neomphalida; Peltospiridae.
UGGACAGCUGAUUUCAGAGUGCCACGGACUUGUUUUUCUUCACGUGAUUCUGAAAACAAAUUGUUAUCACUAUUGAAAAGACUUAGGAUCAAAGUACAUAUUGUAACAGAGUUAAUAUAGUUUUGAUUCCAAGAAAGCCAAUGGGAUGCAUAGCCUGACAAUUUGGCGGGAAAUAGAAAAGGCGGUAAAAGUGUCCACAAAGGUUAUGCAUGCAAUCCAUACCGAUAUAAUCAAUCGGAGCGAAUUUGAGCCGCAUCAGAAGAAAGCCCGCACGAUGCCAGCUGAAGACGUUACCCUUGAGUUUGCCAAACUAACCGACAACGCCUUCACUCCUACCAGAGGAUCAAAGGAAGCCGCUGGAUACGAUUUAUAUAGUGCCUACGACUGCACAGUUCCAAAGAGUGGAAAGGGUAUAGUAAAGACUGAUAUUCAGAUAGCACUACCACACGGCUGCUAUGGUCGAAUAGCUCCAAGAUCUGGCUUGGCUGCAAAACAUUUUAUUGACGUUGGUGGUAAGGAGCUUGGAGUGUCUCGGAGCGACGGCAGCUUAUCCCUGAUCUGCUGUAGAUGGGGAGCGGAUUCCGGCGGCGGCUUGGUCUUGGCUGGCUGGGUGGUCGGUGAUGUUGCCUUCCUUUUCGUCGCCGGAACAACAAGUCCAUGUGGCGACUCGACGGGAGCGGUCGUUGUUGACCGCUGCACAGGAGUCGUCGUCUUUGGGGUGGAGGUCGAAGUAGGUGGUGGCACACUCGUCCGUUUGAACCUCAUGAUGUCCUGGGUGGUGUACGGCCGUUCCGGGGAUGCAGACUCCACAAGUGGUUGCGUCCUCUCCGGAGGACUCGGCGGGGGCGUGAAGAAAGGUGAUCGUAUUGCACAACUGAUAUGUGAGCGAAUUUUCAUCCCGGCUCUUGUGGAGAAAAUUAAACUGGAUGACACGGACAGAGGACAUGGUGGUUUUGGAUCAACGGGCCAGAAAUGAAAAAAAAAUCAUGUUCAUUGGAUGUGAUGAAAAACUAUUCUGCUCGCCAAGAUUGGUCGAAAUUAUGUCUAUAACUGACUUUUUACUUAGCUGCUGAAAUUAUGCAUUUACUAUGCAGUAUUUUUAGGGUGUGUGUGUGUGUGUGAAUUCCUCACGAUGGGACCAACAAAUGUCUUUUAAAAAACACACUCAAACAACUUAAAAAAACCCUCACUGUUAUCUAAAUUUGAUGGAAAAUUGUGGACCUUUGCAAAUUUGGGGGGUGCAUAUGCACCGUCAAACACACACACACACACACAUACGCACAUGCCUGAUUUGUAGAUGCACAUUUCAAUAUUAAAAAGUUGCAAAUGA